This is a messenger RNA of Eriocheir sinensis (Chinese mitten crab), 4147 nucleotides long. RefSeq names its product blood vessel epicardial substance-A-like. Bases 2300 to 2884 code for a protein of 194 amino acids. The record is from RefSeq and is a predicted model, not a curated record. Gene Ontology annotation, molecular function: cAMP binding. Gene Ontology annotation, cellular component: sarcolemma. Lineage: Eukaryota; Metazoa; Arthropoda; Malacostraca; Decapoda; Varunidae. The transcript has 3 exons.
CAUUCAGUGGAGGUGCGCGGUGGCCUCGGUCCGUCUGCGCCUGCUUCAGGGUGGAAUUAAAGGCUCUGUCAAGGAUCUGGAUACUUCCAACAACGAACUAGCAGGGCUACAGGGCACGCCGCGGGCUUAUGCCAUCACCUGCUUCUUCCUCCGGCCUGAGGGAUGGGGACAAGAGGCGUGUGGACGUGGUGGGUAGGAGAGACAGACAAUGUGCGGUACACGAGCCGGUGCAGGCCAGCUGAACGGCGGCCGGCCUUCAGCGAGACGCACGGAGCCAGUGCUGUCUGAGACGUGUGCACGUGAGGGUGUGGGUCGCCGCGUCGCUGUCGUCCCCCACCGCCACUGCCUCCGUCGCUAGCUGACGCUACAGCCGCGGACGGACCUCAACCUGGUGAAGAUGUCGUCGUAGGGACCAGGAGUCAGCCUUUCCGGGUCUUCUUCUCUUCCUCAAGCACAGGUCUUCCCUCAGCCUCUUCCUUCGACUUUUCAAGAUUUCCGUCGCCUUGAUAGAAGAGAAGGAACGUUAGAUCCUUUCUUCGGCACUUUUAUAUCUUCUAACCGUAGUCUAGUAACGUAAUUGGCGAAGGUUUUAUGUAUCUCUGUGUCCUGAUGGUGCUACAUUACCCCUGAAGUCUCCUGAGCAACGUUCUAGCUCUGGAAAACGUUUAAAGCUGUGACAUAUACUUGUAGCUCUGAAAAUACGUGUAAACUGCAUAAAGAACGCUGAAUAUAAGGCACCAUUCGAGCUUCGUAAAAUCGCUCAAAGCUAUGAAAUGUUAAGAGCUCCCGAAAAGCGUGGUGACUGUGUAUAGGACGUUGGACAUAUAUUUCCACUGAACGUUUCCAAGCGCUGAGAAACAACUAGAGGUUUGAGAAAUAGCCCCAGGGAGGAAAACGUCCGAAUCUGAAGGAAUUACCAGACCAUUAAAAAAAAAAGAACUAUUGAAACUGGAAGACUUUUGAGACUUAGAAAGAGAAAACUCAGGAACUUGAGGAAAAAACUGUUGAUAGGUGGAGAAGAAUUAGUUGAUAAAAAGCCCAAAAAGUGAUAGACACUGGAACUCUGAAACUGACGCAGGUGAGGGAUUGAAAAAUUAUCCCAGAGCCACCAGAAUGCAUGGAGUGACAUCUUACAGAGGGACAUUGAACUCAGGGACCACUAGAGGGGGCACAGAUACCUCCAUCAACUUAUAAUGUCCCGGAGAGUCCCACUUGAGAGCCCGAAGGUGGUACUGCGGUAAGGGGGUGAAGGAUUAGAACCCAUUAGAGUGACAUAAAUAAAUUAACUUAAAACUCAGGGACCAUUACAGGGACCUAGAAAUCUCUCCCUUCGACUUAUGAUGCCCCUGAAAUACCACUUGAAGAAUCCUGAGGAAGAAGAAAGCUGAGGAAGUGACGGAUUAACACUUGUUCUACUUCCUGAAGAUGUAGAGACUGGUACUGGCCUACUGGAUGCACCUUUGACUCCCACCGGCGUGUGUACCCGUGUGUGUGUACCUGUGUGGGUGUUGCAAGGCUGUCGUGUCGCUAAGGUGUUGCGUCUCAGUGGUGGUGGUGGCUGCGGCAGUAUGCUGAUGGGAGGACACUGUGCUGGGGUGUAACAAAGUAGUCAUCAUCUUCCUUUCCUCCUUCUCCCUCUUCCUUUGAUUCCUCUCUUCCGCCGCCGUCUCCUCCGUCUCUCUCUUCCCCCCGAAAUUCGUUCCCUAUCUCCUCUCUCCCGUUUACAUAUUUUCUUCUGCCCUUAUUUCCCAUUCUUUCCAUAUUCGUGUAUUUUUUGUUCUUCUUUGCCUUCGUUGGUCUUUCUCUUACUCAUCCCUCUCUCUCACCUGUUUUACCAACCCUUCUUUAAUUACUCUCUCUCUCUCUCUCUCUCUCUCUCUCUCUCUCUCUCUCUCUCUCUCUCUCUCUCUCUCUCUCUCUCUCCUUUUCUCGUUUUUUUCAAGGACAGACCGCCUAGUUUGAACAAUAUGGUCUGUGUGGUCUGAACUCUGGUCUAUGCAAAUCUGUGUAAACCUCUCUCUUUUUCUCUCUCCCUUCGCACCUUGUUUUCCACCCCCGCUCACCUCACUCUCCAUCUCUCUACACCUUCCCCUCGCGUCCCCUCAGUAACCAUGGUGACGGCCCCCCUCAUCGCCCCGCCACCCCUCCCCACCACCACCAUCACGCUCAUAAACGCGGCUCCCGGUGACUUACUUCCCCUGUGGUAGUGGCAGUUUGCUCCGUACCCAUCUGUAUCCAUCCUUCUGGUGCACUUGAUUACUGGAUUCCUCACACCAUCAUCAUCGUCAGCACCACUACCAUGGGCCUCAACGCAACCCUUGAGUCCAUCGUCACCAGCAUGGCUUCGAUGCUCAUCCUCAACCUGACUGAAGAGGAGACUGGCUCGGGGUUCAACCAGUCUACCACCCUCUGGCCCCCUACCAGUACUGGUUCCCCGUUCGACACCACUAGCCCCUCGCCAGUCUCCUCGCAGUCCCCGUCUCCCUGUGGCACUGAGCCAGCAUUUCCAAGCAAUUACGGAAUCAGGGAUGUCAUCAGGAUGCGCGGGAUGGAGAACGGACAAAGCCUGGAGUGCAGCGGCUGGUUACCGAUCAACCACAUCUACUUCCAACUGGCCAACAUCUUCCUCUUCCUCUCCUACCUGGCCCCCAACGGUAUAUAUGGGAUCCUCUACCUACGCAUCACCCUCACCAUCGGCUGCAUGUUCUUCAGCCUGUGGGGCUGGGUGAUUCUGUGCGCCUUCGACACAUUCCUGUGGAACGCCAUCUUCGUGCUCAUCAACCUGGUGCACGUGGUCAUCAUCUGCUACUACCUGCGGCCCGUCAGGUUCACGCCCGAGCUGGAACAGGUACGUGGUGCGCUGGCUGGGAGGACUCAAAGGUAGUGUUUGGGUUACCUGCCGAUUACUACCUGUUAUUGUUAUCUUGUGUUGUUGUUGUUACUGUUGUUAUUGUCGUUAUUAGAAUUGUUUAUGAUGUUAUGAUAAGAAAACGGGUACAAGUAUUUCUAAUUAUACUACUACUACUACUACUACUACUACUGCUGCUGCUGCCACAACUUUUACUAUAACUAUUGUUUCAACAACUUCGAGAACCACCAUCACCACAACCACCACCUCCUCCACCAACUACUCCACCACCACCUCCACCAACUACUCCACCACCACUAUCACCACCACCACCACCACCACCACCACUCACCUGAACUCUGCCUUAACGAACAUAACAGGUCAGUCAACAGGUGUUACCCCUUCACCUGCACGAUGGCUCAGUCAAGGCCCAGUCAGGUGUGUUUAAUGUUGUUACGUCGGGUUAAUGGCUGUUGCUGAGGCGCGCUGAUGAAGGCUGGACUCUGCCACAGCUGUGCUGCUGGGAGUUGGGCGGUGUUGACGGGAGGCGUGCCGCGGUGAAGGGACAUACAAGGCUGGGAGAUAUUAUGGUGACUGAGAGUAAAUAGUGGACGCGGACAUGUCCAAUUACGUGCAGGACGGAUAACAGAUGAACAGUUAAGUGGAGAUGUGAAAUUCGAAGCUUCUGCUGGAGGAAGCUGAGAACGUAUACACCAAAGAGUCAAGAGCCAUUGGUAUACACUGCAAUGGACAGUUUACAAUGGACUAAUAAUGGCUGCUGCUGGAUUGUAAUGCUGUUGAUGGUGCCCCUUCUUCUGCUGCUGUUGAUGAUGAUGAUGGGGUACUAUGUGAUCGGUGUAUUUAUUUCGUGGUGAAAUGGUUAACACGCUUAGCAACGAAUCGGCGGGCCUGUGUUCGAUCCCGGUCAGGGCAGUCAGGGCGCAGCACCCCAGUUGUUCAUCCUCACGUCCGGCCUGGUCGAUGAAUGGAUGCCUGGGGAAGGUAAGCUGUGGCAAACCAUACGUCACACUUGCCCUGUGUCCCGGGGUAAUGGGUUCUUACCCACUAGCUUAAAGGGUUAGUAUAACGGAGAUGUGCGCUGACGCAACGAGCAGCCAUAAAGUAUUUCUAUUCUGCUUUGGAUAUUGUGUGAUGUGUUUGGAAUGGGUUAGGUAUGAUAGGAUGUGUUCACUAAAAGAGGCCUAGAGAUAUGCCAAGAUGCGCUGAGUAAAUGUUGAUUCAGAUGUGCAAGAUCCCGUCAGGGUAAGUUAAAGUUCUACGAGGGUUUACAGGACUGUG